Molecule: messenger RNA, 2881 nt
Organism: Danio aesculapii
Lineage: Eukaryota; Metazoa; Chordata; Actinopteri; Cypriniformes; Danionidae
Gene: map3k14a
Product: mitogen-activated protein kinase kinase kinase 14a
Exons: 16
Coding region: 113-2590 (825 amino acids)
Biological process (GO): protein phosphorylation; positive regulation of canonical NF-kappaB signal transduction
Molecular function (GO): ATP binding; protein kinase activity
Source: RefSeq, a predicted model, not a curated record
UGUUUUGACACAGAGCCCCAGUCUUCCUGUCCCAGGCGAACAGAAUAGUUCGAGUCGACGCCGGACGAACACCGCUUUUCCCUUCGGCUUUAAAAGAAUUAAGAGUUUGAAGAUGCAGGUGCAAAGAAUUUGGAACUCCACCGUCCCGUUCUCCCACAUGGCCCAUAGUGAUAUGAAAGCUGUCAACUGCCGUGGCUCGGGUCCAGACUCUAGCACAGAGAGCAAAGGAGGAGAGCUGGAGAAAAUGGUUCAUAACAGCGCUCUGUGGAAGAUCAUAAAUCACGGAACUGCCAAAUAUGAGUGGACACAUGGGACAGAGAAACAGUCCAUUAUUGCACAGGCGGAGUGUGAGUCUCAGGAUUCACAGGAGUUCUGCCCCAAUGGCAGCAUCUCCUCCCAGUUGAUUCUCAGCUCCAUCAGUCGUAAUCGGCCCAGAAAGAAACGUAAGAGGUCGCGACGGAAACAGAGUGAGAAGGUCAGCCAAGCAAAUGUGUCUGUGGGAGUCACCAGAGUGCCAGAACAGGACAGCGGAGAAGUGUCGUCUAUCAAUCAGGUUAGAGAGCCAGUGUUUAUCAGCAGCAACAGUAGCAGCACAUAUAGCACAGAAAGAGUGUCCGUCCAGGAAACCGAGGGUCCAUCAGACUCUCAUCAGUGGGAGUCCCAGCGGACCUCCUUUCUCUCCCCCAGCCAAAGUUAUGCCGAAGAGAGUGAGGAGCUGACGUCUCAGCUGAGAAGCGAAAUCGACUGCUCUUUGGCAGUCACUGCCCUCAGAGACUAUGUAACAACAGAAGAUCCCUGCUUUGCAUAUGGCUUUGUGAAAGACGUUCUGAGUCAAGUGAGGGAGAAGGACGAGGACGAUGAAGAGGACAGAGAUAAGAACGAAGGCAUCCUAUUCAAAGAGGGCCUUCAACCAGUGAAUUCUGAGUACAGAGAGGGCCGGGAGUAUGAGCGAUGUAGAUUCCUCAAGCAGGGCUCCUUUGGAGAGGUCUACAGUGUCAAAGACAAAGACACAGGCUUCAUUUGUGCUGCCAAAAAGGUGCCGCUGGAAAAUUUCAGCACUGAGGAGGUGGGCACGUGGAGCGCCCUGCAGUCUCCUCAGGUGGUGGAACUCUUUGGGGUGGUGCGUGAAGGUCCAGCCAUUGUCCUUUUCAUGGACCUCAAAUCCAGCUCUCUAGGACAGCUGGUGGAGGAACGAGGCCGUCUGCCAGAGGAUCUGUCCCUGCAUUACCUUCAGCAAGUACUAGGGGCACUAAACUACGUGCAUAGGAAACGUGUCCUUCAUCUGGACAUCAAAGCUGAUAAUGUUUUGCUGUCCGAGGAUGGGAAAGAUGCAUUCCUGUGUGAUUUCGGCCAGUCAGAGAGACUGGACAAACAAGGGCUUAGUUAUUGUCAGGGAUUGAAAGGCACAGAGACUCAUAUGGCGCCUGAGGUGGUACUCAAUGAGCACCGCUCUUCAAAAGCCGACAUCUGGAGCAGCUGCUGUAUGUUUCUGCACAUGCUCAAUGGCUGUCAUCCGUGGACCCGCUAUUAUUCUAGGCCAUUGUGCCUCAAGAUAGUAACAGAGCCUCCACCACUGAGAGAAAUCCCACACGACUGCAGCUCCUAUACAGCUGAGGUCAUAAAAGCAGGACUACAGAAGGACCCAAUCAAACGAGCCUCUGCCAAAGAGCUCGCCUUUAAAGCUGCCAAAGCACUCAAAAAAGUCGGUGGACUACGCAGCCAAGUGAGGGGCGGAGCCUAUCAGAAGCCACUAGGAAAACCAGACUCCGCCCAUUCGGCUACACCCACAAAAUCCAAUAAUGCCACGCCCUCUCACAACUCUGAGCUGCAGUGGAUGAGCUCAGAGCAGAAGAGGAACAAGGCCGACGGGAAACGCAAUGACAAGGUGAAACAGAGGAAACAAACAAAGGAGACAAGAAACGACGACCACUCUCCACCCAAAGCACUGCUGCACAUUCAACACACUUCACCUGAGCCGCAGGUCAGCAAAAAGACUGAACGAGAACCAACAGUGCCAGAACAGGAGCUGAGGAAACUAGAGAAAGAUUUCCUCUUGAGCAGCCUCUCUCACCUUCCCUCUGCUGAGCUUCAAGAGCAGCUUCUCUCCUGUAUCAGCAGUGACUGCAUCUCUACUAGAGAAUGCUGUGACAAAAAGGAUUCAGGCCGUUGGUCAGUCAGCCCUGGUGAUUAUGACAGCUCAGGUGUGUUUUCUGACAAUAGCCAGUAUGACGGGCAGAGCUUCAGCCGGGACUGGCUCUCUCCAACACACCAGCCACUGUCACGCUGCUUUGAGGGGGUGGAUGUUUAUAUCCGAGACUUUAAUGGUAAAUGCAUUCAUAUUCGAGAGACGCCCAGAGUAAAAGUAGGACACAUUGCACGAGGAAUCAGCGAUCAGAUCUCAGAGAGCGUGUUCAGUUUGCAAACGGAUGAUGGUUUCCUGGUUCCACAUGAUAAAGAGGUGCUGGAGAACAGUCUGUUGCUGCUCUGCGUUCCUGCUCCAGACGUCAGCCUCUAUCAUCAGUACAGCAGCGAUGACAGUGGCUGGAGCUGGAGGAUCAGAGAGGGCCUGCUGGAGACCAGAGAUAACUAAGAUGGCCAUCCACCAUUACUUUUGCAUUGAAUGACUAUCAGUUAACUUCUGUGUGCCUAUCGUCUUUUAAACCUCAGUUUGUUGCACUGUGUUUGGAAGAUCACCGUAGACCUUCAUUCUAUAAUUAAUUCAUAUAUUAGAAAGCCUUUGGUUAAGCAAGUAAAUGCCUUAAAACUGGAGUUUGCAAUGUCAGUUUAUGUUAUACAUUGAUAAAAAGUUUAUAUCUGUUGGGCUUAAAGAUGCAUGUCAGAUUUAUAUGUUCAGAUUGAAAUAAAAGUUUGUGUGCUUAAA